This is a messenger RNA of Colossoma macropomum (tambaqui), 1938 nucleotides long. RefSeq names its product ribonuclease inhibitor-like. Gene Ontology annotation, molecular function: protein binding. Bases 237 to 1709 code for a protein of 490 amino acids. NCBI's taxonomy places the organism in Eukaryota, Metazoa, Chordata, Actinopteri, Characiformes, Serrasalmidae. The transcript is spliced from 11 exons. The record is from RefSeq and is a predicted model, not a curated record.
CUUACAGAGGAGAACAACUCUAUAAGAAUACUGAAGAAAGGAACACUUCACUGAAACUCUCAGCACUGCGACUUUCUGAUGAAGGAGCCUAUAAAUGUCUCAUUGAAACUCCAACCUGGUAUGAUGAUGUAAUUGUUUAUGUUGAAGUUAAAGGAAAACAUUUUCAUGGUUGGAAGAUUGCCAUCAUCUGCAUUUCAGUGUUUGCUGUUAUAUUAAUUGCGUUUACAGCUUACAUCAUGAAAGAUAAAUCCUCAAAAAAGAAGCUUUCUCCUGCACAGUGCUCAGUCAUAACGUACACGCGUCUCCAUUCAGAGCUUGUGAAGAAAGAAUUUGACCUGAAGAAUUACAACACAUCAGAGGAGGGAUACAGAAGACUCAUCCCAGCUAUCACAAACUGCAGAAAGGCUCGAUUUGUUGGCUGUAGUCUCACUUCACAGUCCCUCAAAACUUUAAGUGCAGCUCUACAAACAGAAAACUCCUCCCUGAGAGAACUAGACCUCAGUAACAGUGAUCUGCAGGGUUCAGGAGUGGAGCUGCUGUCUGCUGGACUGAAGAGUUCACACUGUAAACUGGAGAUACUCAGACUUGCUGUGUGUAAACUCCGUUACCAAUCCUGUGUUGCUCUACAGUCAGUUUUACAAACAGAAACCUCCUCCCUGAAAGAACUGGACCUCAGUAAUAAUGACCUGCAGGAUGCAGGAGUGGAGAAGCUCUCUGCUGGACUGAAGAGUUCACACUGUAAACUGGAGAUACUCAGAUUAGCUUUGUGUAAUCUUGGGAGGAAUACAUCUGGAUAUCUGGGAUCAGCUUUACAAUCAGAAACCUGGCCCUUGAAAGAACUAGACAUCAGUAAAAAUAAUCUGCAGGAUUCAGGAAUGGAGAUACUUUCUGCUGGUUUGAAAAGUUCACAAUGUAAACUGGAGAUACUCAGAUUAGCCAUCUGUAAUUUCACUGUGAAGUCUUGCAAAACUCUUAUAUCAGCCCUGCAAACAAAAAUCUCCUCCCUGAAAGAGUUGGACCUGUGUAGCAAUGAGCUGCAGGAUUCAGUAGUGGAGCUGCUCUCUGCUGGACUGAAGACUGGAGACUGUAAACUGGAGAUACUGAGACUAGCUUUGUGUAACCUUGCAGUAGAGACCUGUAAAAGUCUUGAAUCACUUUUACAACUGGAAAACGGCUCCCUGAAAGAGCUGGACCUCAGCAACAAUGACCUACAUGACUCAGGAGUGGAGCUGCUCUCUGCUGGACUGAAGAGUUCACACUGUAAACUGAAAACACUCAGAUUAUCUGGUUGUAUGAUCACAGAGGAAGGCUUUUCUUUUCUAGUUUCAGCUCUGACUUCAAACCCCUCACAUCUGAAAGAACUGGAUCUGACCUACAAUCACCCAGGAGUGUCAGGAGUGAAGCAGCUCUCUGCCAAACUGGAGGAUCCACAAUGCACACUGAGCACUCUCAGAGUGGAACAUGGAGGUGAGAACAGAAUCAAACCAGGACUGAAGAAAUAUUCCUGUGAGUUCACUCUGGAUCCAAACACAGCGCACAGUUCUCUCUCUCUGUCUGACGGGAACAGAAAGGUGGUGAAUGUGGGAUCUUCACAGUCGUAUCCUGAUCAUCCAGAGAGAUUUGAUGGGUGGAAUUAUCAGGUUCUGUGUAGAGAGAGUCUGACUGGACGCUGUUACUGGGAGGCUGAGUGGAGCGGAGGGUUGAAAUAGCAGUAACAUAUAAAUCAAUCAGCAGGAAAGGACACAGUUAUGACUGUCAGUUUGGAGGGAAUGUAAAGUCCUGGAUUCUGAGCUGCUCUAAUAACAGUUACUCUGUCCGUCACAAUAAUAACAGCACUGAACUCUCUGCUCGUCCCUCCAGCUCUGGGACAGUAGGAGUGUAUCUGGACUGUCCGGCCGGCUCUCUGUCCUUCUACAGCGUCUCCACUGAUAAACUGAC